Messenger RNA from Sorghum bicolor (sorghum), 8166 nucleotides. RefSeq names its product formin-like protein 6. Lineage: Eukaryota; Viridiplantae; Streptophyta; Magnoliopsida; Poales; Poaceae. The record is from RefSeq and is a predicted model, not a curated record. The transcript is spliced from 16 exons. The coding region runs from base 432 to 4274 and encodes 1280 amino acids.
CGAGACGAAUUUUUUGAUUCCAUGGUUUAACAAUAAUUAUCACGAACCAACAAAAUUACUAUAUUGUCGCGAAAUUUUUUCCUUUUGCCAUCCGAAAGAUCAAACGCAUCACCUAAAACACCAUUAAUUAAAGAAGCCCGCGCGCGCGCACACACGCACACACACAAAAUCUCUCCGUUUAGGGGAGGCGAAGAAGAGGACAAGGGGCGGAAGGCUGCAAACCCUAGCGCUGGGUCGAAGCAACGUCGUGCGCCAGCCACAGGCGCCAGACCUGCGUGAACCUGCCUUCGCGAUUCCUUUACCUUCACGCGGUGGCAACUCCGCAUUGUGUUGUGCCUCGCGUUGUGCCAGGACGGGGAUCCAUGGCAUUGUCGGCGCGACGAGGCUCGUGUCGGUAGGGCCCCUCGGGUGGCGGAUCCGGGAGACGCGGCAUGGCGCUCUUCCGCAAGUUCUUCUACCGCAAGCCGCCCGACGGGCUCCUUGAGAUCACCGAACGCGUCUAUGUGUUUGAUUCUUGCUUCACAACUGAUGUCUUCGAUGAUGAUAAGUACCGGGAUUAUAUUCGUGACAUUGUUGCACAACUUCGGAGCCACUUCGCUGAUGCUUCAUUUAUGGUCUUCAAUUUUCGGGAUGGAGACAGUCAAAGUUUACUGGCGAAUAUAUUAUCAAGCUAUGAUAUGGUAGUUAUGGACUACCCCAGACAAUAUGAGGGAUGCCCACUCCUUACAAUAGAAAUGAUUCAUCAUUACUUGAGGUCAGGGGAGAGUUGGCUCUCUUUGGGCCAGCAAAAUGUCUUAAUAAUGCAUUGUGAGCGUGGUGGCUGGGCUGUACUUGCAUUCAUGUUGGCAGGACUGCUGUUGUACAGAAAGCAGUUUAUUGGUGAGCAGAGGACACUGGAAAUGAUUUACAGGCAAGCUCCUCGUGAGCUGGUUCAGUUGUUGUCACCAUUGAAUCCUAUGCCUUCUCAGAUAAGGUACUUACAUUAUAUAUCUCGGAGGAACGUGAGCUCAGAGUGGCCACCUCAGGACCGGGCCCUUACUUUAGACUGUGUGAUACUAAGAAACAUUCCAGGCUUUAAUGAAGAGGGAGAAUGUAGACCAAUAUUCCGUAUUUAUGGACAAGAUCCUUUACUUGCUACAAGUAACACACCUAAGGUGCUAUUUGCAACACCAAAAAGGAGCAAAUACGUUAGGCUUUACAAGAAGGCAGACUGUGAACUGAUUAAGAUAGACAUCCACUGCCAUAUUCAAGGUGAUGUUGUCCUUGAAUGCAUUAGCCUUGAUGCUGAUCAAGAACGAGAAGAGAUGAUGUUCCGAGUCAUGUUCAAUACAGCCUUUAUCAGAUCUAAUAUUCUGAUGUUAAAUCGUGAUGAAAUUGAUAUAUUGUGGGAUGCCAAAGAUCGAUUCCCAAAGGAAUUCAGAGCUGAGGUUCUUCUUUCAGAAAUGGACACUGCCAAUCAGUUAGGUCCCAUGGAGGUGGCAGGUAUAGGAGAGAAGGGGGGUUUACCAAUUGAAGCAUUUGCAAAGGUUCAAGAGAUGUUCAGCAAUGUGGACUGGCUAGAUCCGACAGGGGAUGCUGCAGUCCAGCUUUUCCAGCGACUUACUUCAUCAGAAAAUAUUCAGCUGAGGCAAGGAUUCUUGUCUCCAAGUAAGAAAGAAGCAGAAUCAUUAGAGCUUGGUUCAAUGUCUCCAAUCAACAGGCAUUCUGACAAUGUUGAAGUUCAACAAGAACCAAGCAAAGUUGAAGACGCCACAGUCUAUGUGAACAAACUGGAAAGUGUUGGUCGACAGGCAUUGAUCUUGUUGGAGCAAGCCACUAAUUCUGAAGUCAAAACUGGAAUUUCUAUUGUCCAAGAAAAUCUAGGCUCUCUAGUUCACAAGGUUGACAGUAACGCCGAACAGUCAAUUUCACUAGAAAAGGCUAUUUCCUCUACCAUGAAAUCUAUUGAACCAGUUCUUAAGGAUCAAAAUGCUAAACUUGAUGAGCAACAUGGUUCAGGUCAACGCUCUUCACCCACUAUAAUUAUGUCACAGCGAUUUCCAAUUUCUAGUUCAUGCUCUGCUCUUUCUGGCUACUCCAGUCCUAGAUCACUUUCAGCUUGUCCAAGAAUUAAUAGUGCGCCUUCAGCCUUUGGAAUUACAGCUCUGUUGGAAGACCAUGCUGGAAGUGCUGAGAAUUGUUGUGGUUCAACUGUAACCUCAACCACAGUAUCGAAUCUUUGUACUGGUGUAAUCCAAAUUACAUCAAAACGACCAUCAGGACAGCAUCCAACAACAGGUACUCCUGUUGUAACAAAGGGUAUGCCACCACCACCCCCUCUACCAUCGCCACUAGAUUUGCUGGUAUCAGAUUCUAUUAUGAUGGCAGAAGCAAAAGACUCAUCUCAACCUACCCUCAACAAUUCAGGCCUUCCAUCUUAUCCAGAGAGACGAUUGGCAUUUCAGUUAUUUGGAACUACUACUCUGGCCACAAAUCAUCAGAAAUCCUCAACUAGUGUCACAAUUGAAUUGUUGCAAACUUCUGCUCCACCGACGCCCCCACAGCCCCCGUCAUCAUCAGUUUCUAGUUCUUCAAGUAUUUAUCAUAUGCCUCCAUAUUCUUUGUCUGUCACUCCAACUUCAUUCAGACCUCCAGGACCAGCUGCACCACAACCACCACCCGUGCCACCCCCGCCUCCACCCGUGCCUAGGCCUUCUCCUGUUAGGUCUCAUGCACCACAACCGCUGACACCUCAACGACCUGCUUCAAGUUUAUCUCUUAAACUGUCAGAGCCACCUCAAUCCCCACCUCUGCCACUGCCACCUGGGUGCUCUCUCAGUAGACCUCCCGCACCACCACCACCUCCACUACUUGCUUCUACUUCAUCUACUGUUACUCCUGCUGCACCACCUCUGCCUCUAUUUGCAUCUACUUUAUCUCCUGUUAGGCCUGCUGCACCCCCUCCACCACCUGCCCCAACAUUAUCACAUUUCAGAGCUUCAGCACCGCCUCCGCCUCCACCACCUGGAACAACCUCCAGUCCACCUCCACCCCCUCCACCACGCUAUUCAUCAAAACAAUCAUCCAGUCCCAUGGGCAAAUCGAUGCCAUCACCUCCUAUUCCAGCACCACCCUCCCAUGGAGCUUCUGGUAACAUUGUACCCCCGCCAGCACCUCCUGGUGGUAAUGCUAAACUGUUUGGUCCUCAGGGGCGUGGACCUGCACCUCCUGCAGGUCCAAUGUCAAAGAGCUUUCAAUCUGGCCAGGCUGUGUCCAGAAGGUCAAAUUUGAAGCCACUUCAUUGGGUGAAAGUAACAAGAGCAAUGCAUGGCAGUCUGUGGGCGGAGUCACAGAAGCCUGAUGAAACUUUAAAAGCCCCUGUGUUCGAUAUGUCAGAACUAGAAAAUCUUUUUUCAGCUGUACUGCCAAGUUCAGAUUCAAAGCGUACAGAUAAGUCAGGCAGUCGUGCAUCUGGGUCGAAACCAGAAAAAAUUCAUCUUAUUGAUCUUCGCCGGGCUAACAAUUGUGGAAUCAUGCUUACCAAAGUCAAAAUGCCACUGCCUGACCUAAUGAGUGCAAUUCUGGCUCUGGAUCAUACUGUCCUGGAUGCUGACCAGGUGGAGAACCUUAUUAAGUUCACUCCAUCUAAAGAUGAAAUUGAACUUCUAAAGGGUUACAAAGGAGAGAAGCAAGUUCUUGGAGAAUGUGAGCAGUUCUUUAUGGAGCUUAUGAAAGUACCACGUGUAGAAUCUAAGCUGAGAGUUUUCUCAUUUAAGAUUCAAUUCCGCUCCCAGGUUUCUGACCUUAAGCGGAACCUGAACAUUGUUAAUUCUUCAGCAGAAGAGAUACGAGGUUCCGUCAAAUUGAAAAGGAUUAUGCAGACAAUUCUUUCUCUCGGAAAUGCAUUGAACCAAGGCACUGCCAGAGUAUGGUCCCCUUUAUUUUUUGUAGGUUCUGCUGUUGGUUUCAGGUUGGAUAGCUUGCUCAAACUAAGUGACACCCGUGCUCGUAACAAUAAGAUGACUUUGAUGCACUAUUUAUCCAAGGUGCUUUCUGAGAAACUUCCAGAACUUCUAGAUUUCCCGAAAGACUUGUCUAGCUUGGAGCUGGCGGCAAAGCAGAUACAAUUGAAGUCUUUAGCAGAGGAAAUGCAGGCUGUAAACAAAGGACUUGAGAAAGUUGAGCAAGAGCUUACUACAUCUGAAAAUGAUGGUCCUGUGUCAGAGAUCUUCCGCAAGGUGACUGUUACUAACCUUGUAGACUUGGGAAGAAUAUUUCCAUUAGUCUUCGUGUAGAUAUAUACAGCCAUAGUGUGUGCCAAUAUGGACCUAGAUGAUAUGGGCCUUAACAGUGACUACUGCUGCUGCAUCUUUAUAAUCUAAUAACUGCACUUAACAUGACUAUAGUACUGUUUGCACCUAAGUGUAGAAAGGUAUUAUAGGGAAAAUACACCGCACACCCAAAGGGGGGGGGGGGUGGCCUUUCAUUAUAUAGCCUGAACGGCUUGGGGUACAAGCCUGAUCGGCUGGGGUACAAGCCUGGUCGGCUUGGGGUACAAGUCGUGUACAACACGUAUAUUAUGAGUUAGCUAUACAUAUCUAAUAUAUAUCUAUGUAUAACUCUAAUACCCGCCCUUAGUCAUAGCGGGAGAAUCUCGGACGCAAAGACUAGUCCUAAAAUCAGUAAACAACUGUACAGGUAAGCCUUUGGUUAUAAUGUCCGCAAACUGGUGCGACGAGGGAACAUGGAGCACUCGGACCUGACCCAAAGCAACCUUGUCACGGAAAAAAUGAAUGUCAAUCUCAAUGUGCUUCGUGCGCCGAUGAUGAACACGAUUCCCUGUCAUAUAUACUGCGCUGACAUUGUCACAGUAAACAAUCGUUGCCGAAGGUAGCGGAGUGUGUAGCUCUUGGAGUAACUGACAAAGCCAACAUGUCUCUGCAACAGCGUGUGCUACAGCCCUGUAUUCCGCCUCAGCGCUGGAGCGAGAGACAGUGGUCUGCCCCGCUUAGAAGACCAGGACACCAGGUUAUCACCAAGAUAGACAGUAUCCAGAAGUCGAAUGUCGAGAAUCCGGACAACCAGCCCAGUCAGCAUCCGAGUAGGCAGUGAGACUAUCAAUCGGUCCAGCACUGAUAGAAAGACCAGCAGACUGUGUGCCCUUGACAUAACUAAGAAUCCUCUUAAGGAAUGCAAGAUGAGGUUCUCGCGGAUCAUGCAUAAACAGACAUACUUGCUGAACAGCAUAUGCAAGGUCAGGACGAGUCAGUGUCAAGUACUGGAGAGCACCAGCGAGGCUGCGAAAUUGUGUCAGAUCAGCAACAGGAGAGCCGUCUGUGGCAGAGAGCUUCAUACGGGCAUCAACCGGAGUAGCUGUAGGAUGGCAUUCAGACAUGCCAGCACGCUGCAGACGAUCAGUGUCUUUGAGACAGAAAGAGGCCGCUGGCAGAUCUAGUGACAGAAAUCUCAAGAAAAUGAUGAAGUUCUCCUAAAUCCGUCAUAGCAAACUCAGAAUGAAGUCGCUCCAUGAUACGACGAAGAAGAGCUGGCGAUGAGGCAGUCAGAACGAUGUCAUCAACAUAUAGUAACAAGUAAGCAGUGUUGGAGCCAUCUUUGUACACAAACAGCGACGAAUCAGACACUGAAGUGACAAAACCCAAAGUCCUGAUGAAGGAUGCAAAACGCUGGUGCCAGGCUCGAGGUGCUUGCUUGAGGCCAUAUAGAGAUUUCUGAAGGAGACAAACAUGAUCAGGGGGCUGCUGACAGUAAACAAUCUCAUUGAGAUGACCAUGAAGAAACACGUUCUUAACAUCCUAUUGAUGAAUAGGCCAAGAACGAGAAGCUGCAAUACUUAGAACAACCCAAAUCGUGGCAGGUUUCACAACUGGACUGAAAGUUUCGUCGUAGUCAAUGUCGUACCACUGAGAAAAACCACGGACAACCCAGCGAGCUUUAUGGCGAGCAAGAGAUCCAUCUGAGUGGUGCUGAUGCUUGAAAAUCCACUUGCCUGAGACGAUGUUGGCACCGAGUGGUCGAGGAACUAGACUCCUAGUGCCAUUGUCAAUCAGAGCUUUGUAUUCAUCAACCAUCGCAGCACGCCAGUUCGGAUCAGCAAGAGCACUGCGAUAAUUUGCAGGAAGUGGCGAAGCUAUCGCGGCCAAGAAACCCAAGCGCUGAAUUGGCGGAGGAAGAGUCCCUGGCGAGUGACUGGGCGCGAGAUGGCAUCAUCCGGUGGUGAAGCUGGUGCAGAAACUACAGCAGGGGGAGACCUGGUCGGCUCUGGUGCUGCAGCCGAAGCAUUGGAGGGCGAUGGAACAGGACGGCGCCGGCUGUAAACCUACGUGAUCGGCGGUCGAGCGCUGAGAACUCCAGCUGGGCGCAGUAGAGGCCCGGCAGCAGCACGGGGCUGCCUGGAAGGAGACGGUGCACCAAAGACCGGCUGAGCAGCAGCAGUCGUGGAAGCACCGGGGACCGAGAGCACUGGACCGAGCCAAAGAAUAGCCGGAUCCUGCUCCAGACUGUCAUCUUGCACCACACGUGGAGAAGGAUGGCUGGCAGGCACCAGGGGUGCUGGUGGAGGCGCCGGUAGUCGAUCCUGCAACAGAAAAUCAAGUGACUCCGUAGGCGGUUUGGCAGCCGCAAACGGAAAGUAAGACUCAUCAAAGACUACAUGUCAUGAAACGAUCACUUUGCGAGUGGAGAGAUCGAGGCAUCGGUAACCCUUCUUGGAGGAAGGAUAGCCGAUGAAGACACAUGCAGAGGAGCGAGGGGCGAGCUUGUGAGGUGUCAUGGCACUAAGAUUGGGGUAGCAAAAACAGCCAAAAACUCGAAGAGAGGAAAAAUCUGGCAUCUUGUGAUAUAGUAGAUGAUGAGGAAUACCAUUAAAGAUGGAGGAGGAUGGACGCCGGUUUAGCAGAUAAACAACAGUGGCCAGGGCCUCGCCCAGUACUGUGGUGGCAUAGCAGCAUGCAGCAGAAGAGUGCGAGUAAUAUUGUUGAGAGUGCGCAACAUCCUUUCAGCUUUGCCGUUCUGGGCUGACAUGUAAGGGCAAGUGGUACGAAGUAGGAUACCGCGACUACCAAGGAAGGUAGAGGUGGUGUUAUUAAUGAACUCUGUGCCAUUAUUCGCCUGAAAACACUUGACUGACAAGUUGAACUGGGUGUGAGCAUAGGUAACAAAAUUGACAAGCUGAGUAUGCACGUCUGAUUUAUGCCAAAGAGGAAACGACCAGCAAUAGUGACUAUAAUCAUCCACAAGCACAAGAUAGUGUUUGAAACCAGACACACUAAGAACUGGAGAAGACCACACAUCACAGUGAACAAGUGCAAUGGGAACGGACGAACGUGAUGAAGAACUAGUAAAUGGCAAACAAGCAUGUUUACCAAGUUGACAGGCGUGGCAAACAACACGAUCUAAGUUAUUACAUGAAAUAGCUGAAAUUUUAUUGAGACGAGCUAGGGCAGCGGGUGCAGGAUGACCAAGACGGGAGUGCCACAAGGAUGAUGGAACAGCAACAUGACAGGUGGCAGCUGGUGGACUGGAUGAUGAAAGGGUGUAGAGGUCCUCUCCAUUAUUGCAGCGUAGAAUCACGUUCCGGGUCUGGAGAUCCUUGACACAAAAACCAUAGGCGUCAAACUCAAUAGAGCAGUUAUUGUCACGAGUAAAUUGACGAACUGAAAGGAGGUUGCGAACAAGAUGUGGAGCAACAAGAACAUUAUUGAGUUUGAAAAGAUGAUCAGCUAUAGGAAUAAUAGAAGUGCCCCGACUAGAGACUGGAAUAGAUGCCCCAUUGCCGAUGAAGGACGACGAAUGAGGGAGACGGGAAAGAAGUAUACCGUCGCUGGCCGACUUGUGAGAGGUCGCGCUAGUGUCGAGGACCCAGGGACUUGGUCCUGUGCUGCCUUGAAGUGCCAUCUGGUUCAGUGAAGCGAUGAGGGCACCCUGAUCCCAUCCGCCUGUAAUGGAAGGGGGGGGGGGCGCCACUGUGGCUGAUGUUGCCACUGCGGCUGUGCGGGAACAUACCGGCCCAUGGGUUCAUGCAGAACCAAGGACCGGCUGGAGGGACGCCUAGACGCCCGCCUGAAGAAGUCCGAGAUGGGUCCGACUGCUGCUAGAAGCGGCCACCACCGCCGUUGCCCUUCCCUUUGCCCUUGCCCUUACCCUUGCCACCACCACCGAUACCGCCAC